AGCUGCAUAAACAUCCGAAACGCUCCCAAACAAACCGAGCUGCGCCAAGAGGCAGGUUCAGGAGCGACUCAUUCCACCAGGGGACAUAACCUGGGGGACGCAACAACAUGACUUCAAUUUCGGUGAUUGGACUAGUCUCAUUCGCGCUCUUCGCUUUUCAGUGUCCCGAGCAGCUGGUAGAAUGUCAAGAUCCUCCAGCCGACGGAGCUAAACUGGGAAAAGUAACGACAAACUUUCUUAAUGGAGAUUACGAUGAAGAAUUGAAUAAAUUGAAAGGGAUUCAGAAGAUUGGUAGAGCAUUGGGCUUUGGUGGGGGUCAACCAAAUAAAGACAAUCCUGAUGCAGCAGACGCUCCAUCACCAGAUGCAGAUCCAGAUGCGGAUCCUGGGUCAGACUCAGCAGGACCAAAAGACCCUGCUAAGGCGGGCCCUGGGGAUCCAUCCCCGGAAGAUGAUGAUGCUGCUGGAGGACCUGAUGCUGGCAAAGGUAAGGGAGCGGAAGACUCCGAUGGGGCAGAUGACCCCAAGGGGGCAAGUGACCCCGAUGCAGACGCCGAUGAUGCUGGUGGAGGUGCAGAUAAGGGAGGAAAGCCCCCAGCCGCCGAUGACACCUCAGGCAAAGACCAGGACUUAAAAGGCAGGGACCCAGAGGAUGGUGGAGAGGAAGAGGGAGGCGGGAAGACGGACGAUGAGGAGGAUCCAGAUGGAAAAGGGGCAAAAGGAGACGAGGAAGGUGAGGGAAGCGGAGAGGAGGAAGGCUCACCAGAGGAGGAAGGAGACGACGAGAAAGAUCCAGACGUGCCGCUUGUUGUGCCUCCUAAAAUACCGCGCCACAAACCGAAGCGGGUGAACGUUCCACUUCGCUUGUUCUUGAUGAACGUUCAGAGGUACGGUUACAAGGCCGCCAAAUACCCGUACGCCUCGCCGUGGCCGAACAUGUACGGCAAGUACGGACGAACGCGUGCAAAGAAAAGAGGAGGCCGGAGACGAAGCAGACAGCGACAGCGCGCGCGCGGCUAUGGUUACGGUUAUGGUGGAAAAUAGGAGGCAUCGCCAUGUAAUCUAUAAGUAGUAUCUGGCUGCGAUCUUAAGGAUUAGAGUCUCAAAUUUGCAAAUAUGCAAUAAUUCAGAAGGUAACCUUGUGGUUGAGGAAUAGGGACUGUGAGAAAACUUGAAAUAUUUUGAGAGAAAAUUUCAAAACUUAAGUUCUGAGAAAAAAUUCAAAUGUAGAGGAAAACCAAAGCCUGCCAUCCAACAAAUAUGGGCUCAAAGAGAUGAAUCGGCCAAAAAACCGAUCUGUCUUUGGUUCUGGUACUUACAUCAGAUACUAUGAAAAAUUACUUCAUUAUUUGCACUUCCGUGCUGAAGUGCAAAAAGUGUUAAUUAUACAUAAAUUAUAAGUACACUUUAACUUUUUACAAUGAACUUUAUAGCUUUCUAACAAAAGGUUAAAACUAUAUUCAAGUAAAAAUCACCGAGGACAAAAGAACAUUGAUUACUACGCCCUCUGGUACGCCUGCAUUUUCUUUGUUCUUUUUAAUAAGUAGAUAUUUUCAAAUGCCGUACCGAGGUCAUCUGCUGGAUGUAAAUACAAAUUACUUGAUAAUUAAAUAUCAUUCAGGUAAGAAGGGUUUAAAAAUAUUUACAUUUUUAAAAGUCAUUUAUUAGAAAGAAGAGACACAUUGAAGUACAUUGAUAUUUGUAAGAGUGUUUGAGCAGAUAACAUAGAUUCAGAAGCAGAGCUACAGUUUUAAAGAAAAGUCCAGAACAAGCUUAUCCUUUUUGUUUCGUCAGUCUCCAAAGUUUUUUUGGGAGAAAAAAAAUUAGCCGCAGGCGAGUAUGCGGAUACUGAAGAUCUAAAUGCAGUAUUUCAAAAUGCUGUGAUCAUAAGAUGCUUUGUUUCAAUUGCGUGAGAUGGCGUCUGCAGCAUCCUAACAGAGCAUGGAUCCAGCCUUUGCCAUCUUAACAGUUUUUCUUCAAAAAUUAGUAACAAAUAUUUUCUAAAUCGAUGACUCGUGUGCUCCAAACACAACUUAUUUGACCUCAACUUCAAAAAUUUUGAGGGAUUUUAAUAAUUAUGUAUGAUUUUUUAUAUAUGUUUCAAAAAAAUGUGAUUAAAGUUAUUUGUUUUCCUUUUUAUACGUUCAAAGAACCGACGUGAUAAUGUCUCGUUCAUGAAAUUCAUAUCCCAAAUUUUUAUGAAAAUAAUGAAAUUUAUGUCCGAUAUUUUGAGUAUUAAUAGGGUUGGAAUUUUAUAAAAGUCACCCUAAGUUGUGCUCUGGACUACACGUACACCAAUAUCAACCGAUUCAAGGGAACGUUCCUUUAAACGGAAUUCAAUACACUGAGAAAAUUAGAAAAUCACAAGGCUCGUAAUACUCUUUAAUGUAUUUUCCAAUGUAAAUACCAACACGGUUGUUUUCUCUUCUCAUUUAUAAAAGUGUUAUGAAAUUAUUAAAUCCCAGCAUUUUCAAAUA
Molecule: messenger RNA, 2476 nt
Organism: Bemisia tabaci
Lineage: Eukaryota; Metazoa; Arthropoda; Insecta; Hemiptera; Aleyrodidae
Source: RefSeq, a predicted model, not a curated record